AUUUUCAGAAAAUCAAAAUGGCGGGGGUUGAUGUAGAAGCGGAUAUGUCCGGACUGUUUGUAGGAGAGGAACAGGCCAGCUUGUUUCCGGACGAAGAUCAGACGCAAGGAGAUGGGGGUACACAGAUGAAUGCCACGGCGAAUAUGGACGGGGCAGAUGGCGGAGAGAAGAAGAAGAGAGUGAUAAAGAAUCCACAACCUAAACUAAAUGCAGAUAGAUUAAUGGGGCCUAGAGGUGUUCAUACAAUAGAAGAACUUUUUAAGGACUGGAAGCCUAGUGGACAUGGUAAAGAAUUCGAGGAUUUGGACGUGAUAAUGCAUAAAUUAAACCACUGGGCGCAUAGACUUUAUCCUAAACUUCCUUUUGAUGAUACCCUGGAUAUCAUUGCUAACAGGUUAGGGAACAAGAAGGUUGUGACGACCCACGUGAAGAAGAUCAGGAUGGGUAUGCUGGUGAACCCUGUCAGGGAGGAGGAGGUCGUGGACGACAGGGUUGAGGCUGCAGUGGAGAGGGAGGUCGAAAGAUAUGAUGGUGGGGAGGGCGAACCUGAAAUUGAUCCCUUCCAGCAACUGACCAGUAGAACUGCUGCCCCUCUCUCGCACAGCUCCCCUGGUCCCCGGAGCAGCAGAUUGACCGAGGAGCAGCUGGAAAGGAUGAAGAGGAACAAGGAGCUGGCCGCCAGGAAAAAGAAGGAGAGGGAGGAUGCGAGGAGGAAAGAGGAAGAGGAGGACGAGUUGAUGAGAGAUCUUGAGGAAGAAAACCGACCAGAUCAAGAUCAAGAUGUUCUUCGCCGUCUGCAUAUAGAUGAAGAAAUUGAUCUAGAUAAUGAUAAAGAAACUCCUAGAUCUUCUACUGGUCCUUCUGCGUCUACUGAACCAGUCACAACACGAGCAGAAGUUGAUAUUUGUCCAGAAGUUGUUCAUGAAGCUUCAAGGUCGGCGGCGGCUGCCGUAGAGUGGUCAGAAACCUCCGAAGUAUACUGUGGUCCGGUGUAUGAGGAAAAGGGGGAAAAGGAAAAAGAAAAGGAUAAAAAUGUUUUAACAAUGGACGAAAUGAUGGACGAGAUGGAAUAACCAGUCAUUGUAUUAGACAAAUAUUUUUAUAUUAUAAUUUUUAUACUUAGACAUUAUCAGUUUUACAUACGGUGCUGUUCUGUACGAAAACUGGGCAUUAACCUGAACUGCCUCUUUCAGGAUACUUAAUUAAGGCGUAAUUAUUGAUCAUUGGACUAAGGAUUUCAAUAAAUUGUAGAAUUAGUCAAAUUUUGCUUUUUUCAGAUUCUUACCAUAGAUCCAGAUAAAAAUGUUCAACUUGUCCGUCAUAAAUAUACAGUAAUAGCAUCAUUAUAAGAGCCCUCAGAGAAAUAGUUAAAAAUAUAGUUAAAACAAAAUCUGUUGAACAACUUAGCAAUGGUUUAGUAAAGCUCUUGAAUGUAAUUGAUAACCCUUUAGAAAAUUGCAAAUUUGAUUUCUGAAAAGGACUUGAAACUUAUUUUGGCGAAACCCGGAGCAUUUGAUAAUUUCACACUUCAGUAUAAAAGCAAUUUGUAUUCAAAAUCGUGUUUGUACCAUUAGACUAUCAGUUACUGUCCUGUGUUUACUACUGGUAUCACCAGUCCUUAUAUUUCA
Eurytemora carolleeae is the source of this 1628-nucleotide messenger RNA. RefSeq names its product TIMELESS-interacting protein. The record is from RefSeq and is a predicted model, not a curated record. Gene Ontology annotation, cellular component: nucleus; replication fork protection complex. Gene Ontology annotation, molecular function: DNA binding. The coding region runs from base 18 to 1073 and encodes 351 amino acids. Gene Ontology annotation, biological process: DNA damage response; replication fork arrest; replication fork processing. Lineage: Eukaryota; Metazoa; Arthropoda; Copepoda; Calanoida; Temoridae. The transcript is spliced from 6 exons.